Knipowitschia caucasica is the source of this 2145-nucleotide messenger RNA. Lineage: Eukaryota; Metazoa; Chordata; Actinopteri; Gobiiformes; Gobiidae. The record is from the annotation of a GenBank genome assembly.
AUGACCAGCGAAGCAGCAGCCGAUCAGGCUGCAGAAUAUAUUCCGGAGAAGGUGAAGAAAGCAGAAAAGAAGUUGGAAGAAAAUCCUUAUGACCUUGACGCAUGGAGCAUUCUGAUUCGAGAAGCACAGAAUCAACCAAUAGACAAAGCCCGGAAGACUUAUGAGCGACUAGUCGCGCAGUUUCCCAGUUCAGGCAGAUUCUGGAAACUUUUCAUUGAAGCUGAGAUCAAGGCUAAAAACUAUGACAAGGUUGAAAAGUUGUUUCAGAGAUGCCUUAUGAAAGUAUUGCACAUCGACCUGUGGAAAUGUUACCUGUCGUAUGUCAGAGAGACUAAAGGAAAACUGCCUAGCUACAAAGAAAAGAUGGCUCAAGCCUAUGAUUUUGCCCUGGAUAAAAUUGGAAUGGAAAUCAUGUCGUAUCAGAUCUGGGUGGACUACAUCAACUUUCUCAAAGGAGUUGAGGCUGUUGGGUCGUAUGCAGAGAAUCAGCGCAUCACUGCUGUACGAAGGGUCUACCAGCGCGGCUGUGUCAACCCUAUGAUAAACAUUGAGCAACUCUGGAGGGAUUAUAGCAAAUACGAAGAGGGAAUUAAUGUGCAUCUGGCGAAAAAAAUGAUUGAAGAUCGAAGUAGAGACUACAUGAAUGCCAGAAGAGUGGCAAAGGAAUAUGAGACUGUGAUGAAAGGACUGGAUAGAAAUGCACCCUCAGUACCACCACAGAAUUCCCCUCAAGAGGCUCAACAAGUGGAGAUGUGGAAGAAAUACAUCCAGUGGGAAAAAAGCAACCCAUUACGCACAGAAGACCAGACUCUGAUCACAAAGAGAGUCAUGUUUGCCUUUGAGCAGUGUCUGUUAGUGCUUGGUCACCAUCCUGACAUUUGGUACGAAGCAGCGCAGUACCUGGAACAGUCUAGCAAAUUGUUGGCAGAAAAGGGGGACAUGAAUAACUCAAAGUUGUUCAGCGACGAAGCGGCUAACAUUUAUGAACGUGCCAUUGGUACUUUGCUGAAGAAAAACAUGCUUUUAUACUUCUCAUUUGCGGACUAUGAAGAGAGCCGCAUGAAGCACGAAAAGGUUCACGGCAUUUAUAAUAAACUGUUGGCUAUUGAAGACAUUGACCCCACACUGGUAUAUAUUCAAUACAUGAAGUUCGCCAGAAGAGCAGAGGGCAUUAAGUCAGGUCGAAUCAUCUUUAAAAAGGCCAGAGAAGAUCUACGCACUCGUCACCAUGUGUAUGUCACUGCAGCGCUAAUGGAGUAUUACUGCAGCAAAGAUAAAUCUGUGGCCUUCAAGAUUUUUGAGCUCGGGUUAAAAAAAUAUGGUGACAUCCCUGAGUACAUUCUUGCCUACAUCGAUUACCUCUCACAUCUCAAUGAGGAUAACAAUACACGGGUCUUGUUCGAGCGAGUGCUAACUUCAGGAAAUUUGACACCUGAAAAGUCUGGUGAGGUCUGGGCUCGUUUCUUGGCUUUUGAGAGCAACAUAGGCGACUUGGCGAGUAUUCUCAAAGUGGAGCGUAGACGGUUUGCUGCCUUUAAGGAUGAGUACGAAGGCAAAGAAACGGCCUUGCUGGUCGACAGAUACAAGUUCAUGGACCUGUAUCCCUGCUCCACCAGUGAACUCAAAGCACUCGGAUACAAGGAUGUAUCUCGAGCAAAACUGGCCUCACUACUCCCAGAGACUGUGGUGACUCCUGUGCCUACACUGAAAGACGAAAUAGACCGUAAACCAGAGUACCCCAAACCUGAUACUAAUCAAAUGAUCCCCUUCCAGCCUCGGCACCUCACCCCCCCAGGAUUACAUCCAGUCCCUGGAGGAGUAUUUCCUGUCCCACCAGCUGCUGUCGUCUUAAUGAAACUCUUACCCCCACCUACAUGCUUUACCGGCCCUUUUGUCCAAGUGGAUGAGAUCAUGGAAACAUUGAGGAGAUGCACUCUUCCUGAGACUGUUGAAGCAGCUGUGGAGUUAAUCACAGGAAGAUUGCCUGAUGCACAGGGUGAGGGCAAUGGCGCCAUGGAGAACCACGCUGUUGCCAAGUCACUCAAGAGGCCGAAUGCAGACUCUGAUGAGGAGGACGACAAAGGGGCGAUUGCUCCUCCAAUACAUGACAUUUAUCGCGCCCGCCAACAGAAGCGAAUCCGAUAA